Miniopterus natalensis is the source of this 932-nucleotide messenger RNA. The record is from RefSeq and is a predicted model, not a curated record. NCBI's taxonomy places the organism in Eukaryota, Metazoa, Chordata, Mammalia, Chiroptera, Miniopteridae.
UUAGUGUGCAUUUAGCUAUAGAAUGAAUAUCUGAAGUUUCAAGGCAAGAGCCAUAUGAAAGGUGAUAUGAAAGUCGUGAAAGUAAUUUAAGGGGGGGAGGUAGGAAGUGCAGGAUUAAGGUCUGAUUUGGGGGAGGGGUGCAUAGGAGAGGACAUGGGGCAAGUGGACAGGAAUGGACAGGAGGCAGUCCUAGGAUCUGGGCACCAGAGUGGCACAGCGGCAUGUGAACCGGCAGGAUGGGCGGUGAUGGUUAACGUGGUGGGGUGCUGCAGGGAGCUGAAAGAGCAGUUGUGUCCAUAUUAGUGAUUCAAGCAGCAGAAGGGAGUGUGGAGCCUCCUAUGGGCCAGGUGCUGGAGAUGCAGAGGAUUAGAUACCUACCCUGCACUGCAACAGCAGGAAAUCUGAAGGAGGCAGAAGACAUGGAAAUAAAUACAUGCAGCAGCUUUAAAAAGUCAGCAGUAAGAUGGAAUUUAUUAGAGUUAAUUGGUCCCUGUGCUCUAAAAACUUGACUGAUUUACCGUCAUAAAUGUGGGCAGCUUCAUCGAGCUCCUUUUCUUUCUUUUCUAGGACAAUGGCCAAGAACAAACGAAAAGGGCAGAAGCCCAGGAACGUAUUCCACAUUGCCAGCCAAAAAAACUUCAAGAGCAAAAGUAAAGCAAAACCAGUUACCACAAAUCUUAAGAAGAUCAACAUUGUGAAUGAUGAGAAGGUUAAGAGGAUGAAUGACGCUUUUGUGGACAUACAGAAGGAGCUUGCACACUUCUCCAGAGGCCUCUGCCUGGAACCUCUGCCGAAACAGCGGGUUCCUCAGCAGUGUCAGGAAAACAGACCAGCGAGUGUGGACGAAGCUACGAGGUUAAUGGCUCAGUUGUAAUGCACCUGGUAAUGCAUCAGAUUCCCCCCAAAACCAAUAAAUUAAACGUUUAAUACAA